CACGGACCAGGCACUUGUGUGAGGAGGACAUAGCGCACUCACUACUCUCCUCACCAUGGACGGCCGGCGGGGGCUCGCCUAUAGGAAUGCGGGGCAGGUGGCGAGCUGAGCGUCUCCUCCGUGUGACAUGCUACCGACAGGAGCUCCGACCGGGACUGGUAUUAUAGGGCAGCAGCGUCCCGUUACUGCAGCUGGUGCCGGGCAGUAAUUAGGAGCGUCCUGCUGAUGAGGUGCUAGGAGCACCCGCACACCGCCACCCGCCUGUACUGUCCGCCCCGGGCUGAUGGGCUCCGAGCAGGACUUCGAGCAGCUCCGGAGCUUGUUCGCCGCCUGCGAUGUGAACGGCUCCGGGCUGGUGGAGCUGGAUGACUUCACGUCCGUGUGCACGGACCUCGGGCUCCAGCCGCGCCUCGUGCGUCCCCUGUUCCGCAAACUGGAUGUGGACGGAGACGGGCUGAUAGACUUCCAGGACUUCUGCGCCGGCUUCCAGGAGGUCUCCGAGGUCCUCAACCUGUCCGCUUAUCACCAGUCUGAGCCGCCCCCUGCCUGGGAGGAGCUGGAGGGGAGGCUGGGGAACGAGACCCGGCACCUGACCAGGGAGACCAGAGAGCAGCUAUGGGGCUUACACCAGGAGAUUCAGGAGGUCUCUGUACCUGGCCUCCUUGAACAGUAUGAAAAACUGCUUGAGAACGUGUCCCAUGACCUCCGUGCUCAUCGGCUGAACACUGAAAAACUGGAGUCCAUUCUGAAAAGAACUGAGGAGACGACAGCCUUACAGAUGGCCGAGUUGGAAGAAGAUUUCCAGAGUCAUCUGGUGAAGGCAGAAAGUCAAAUUCGUGAUGAGGAGCAACAAAGACUUGAAGCUACAGUUCAAGAAAUGCAAAGAAGACACGAGAUUGAAAUAUCAGACCUGCAAGCCAGGGUUACCAGGAUGGCAAAGCACAAAGAUGAACAGAAAGCCCAAGAAACUAGAGAGGAAAGUGGAAAACUUAAGAAACAAAUUUAUGAACUUUCUGAGGAAAAUGCAGACUUGAAACUAUCCCUACUAGAGACACAGACAAACAUCUCGCUACUACAGACUGAUCUGGACAGGCUUAAAAAUGACUUUGCUGAUCAACAAGCACAUCAUGACAGAGAAAAAUUACUGCUGAAAUCCAUCAUAGACGAGAGCACAGGAUACAGCAACCAGAUUCAGUUACUGAAUGAGGCCAACAAGUUUCUGUUUGACAAUAAUGACAGCAUGCGGUUUGCUUUAGCGAACGUUGAAAAUGAAAAGAAAAGGCAUUCCUCCCCUAAUCCUCCAAAGAGCGCUCCUGUGAUUACUUAUAGCAGAUAUGGAGCUGAGGAUGAGCCAUAUAGCAAGUAUUCUAAUGUAGCCAGCUGGGCCAAUGGAUGUAGAGACAGUGGUGUGUCCCUACCUCGAAGCCUUGGGUAUAGUGACCUAGACUGCUCUGCAAGUGACUUUGGAAGCGAGAGGAGCAACAGCUCUGAUGAGCCCUGGGAAGGGAGCGUUUCUUAUGUCAAUUCUGAAGCGGAGACAAUGGAAGCCAGAUCACAGGUUGAUGGACGGACUAAAUGGACCCCCUCACGACCAGUAAGCCGCACUGGUUCCGCUGCCUCUUCGAAAAGGCGACUACCCGCAUUUACUCCUAAAAAAGAAAGUUUGAUGGCUGAAGGAUCUCAGACCUCCUGUCCAAUAUACAGACUCGUCUUGGCUGGAGACGCGGGGUCUGGAAAGUCCAGUUUCCUUCUAAGACUAUGUUUGAAUGAAUUCAGAGGGGACAUUCCCACCACAUUAGGGGUGGACUUUCAGAUGAAGAAACUUCUAGUUGACGGAGAUUAUACAACCCUGCAGAUCUGGGACACAGCUGGACAAGAAAGGUUUCGCAGUAUAGCAAAGUCUUAUUUCCGCAAAGCACAUGGAGUGCUACUUAUGUAUGAUGUCACAUCCGAAGCCAGCUUCCUCAAUGUACGACAAUGGAUUGAUGAGAUCAAGAGCUCCUGUGAGAGAUCCAUUCCCCUGAUGCUUAUAGGCAAUAAAACAGACUUGAGGGCAGAAGGUAAUGAAUCUGGAAUUCAGACUUCAAUGGGGGAGAAGCUAGCCAUGGCCUAUAGCUCGCUCUUCUGUGAGACCAGUGCAAAAGAUGGUACCAAUGUAGUGGAAGCUGUGCUUCAUCUAGCUAGGGAAGUGAAGAAAUCUGUGGAUGUGACAAAAGAAAACUCAGAGUCCGUGACAAAACUCAGUAUUUCAGAGAAAAAGUCUACUUGCUGCAAGAUUUAGCUCUGCGUACUCUACAGCCCAACUGCUGUCCUAAAUAUGGAAGACGUUCCAAUGCGACCUGUUCGCUGUGAUAGGAAAUCAUCUAUUCCAAUAGGGACAAGAAAACAUUUUCCAGAUUGAACAAACAUUUGGUGUUCAUUUCUAGCACAUAAGUUUGAAUGAGCUCUCAGGGGAACAAACACUUUGUAUUUUUUUGCAUCACAUUUUCUAUUUCAUUUGGAUAUAUUUUUAUGACUUUACUGCCUUUAAGUAUCUGGUUUUGGAAUUUUGAUAUUUUAAAUUCAGGGUGACCAAUGAUGAUGAUGAUUUUCAAGACAACAUUAUUUUAGUAUAAAACUUGUUCUGUAAAGUUUAAUGUGUUGCUGUGACACAAGACAGAACAGUACAGAAAUGCUCCUCUAUGAGGUCUUUUACUUACUGCAAGUUUAUAUUGCACUGUGGUGGCUGCAGCUCAUAAUUCUGGAAUGAACGCUCUUGAAGUUUCAUGGACUACAUGUUCUGCUACAAGUAUAUUGGACUAUGAGCUUUGAUAAAAAGUUAUAAUUUUUAAGGUAAAUAAAGCUUUUA
This is a messenger RNA of Bufo gargarizans (Asiatic toad), 2848 nucleotides long. RefSeq names its product ras and EF-hand domain-containing protein-like. NCBI's taxonomy places the organism in Eukaryota, Metazoa, Chordata, Amphibia, Anura, Bufonidae. The record is from RefSeq and is a predicted model, not a curated record. Bases 284 to 2281 code for a protein of 665 amino acids. The transcript has 17 exons. Gene Ontology annotation, molecular function: calcium ion binding; GTPase activity; GTP binding.